GUUCAUUAAAUCAAUAUCUAUACUAUAAUCCCUAACUAUAUUACGUAAACUUUAACUAUACUUCGCAUACUCACUCUCGUCUCUCACUAAACGUCCCUCAGCACAGUGAAAAAUUAUGAGCUUUUCGCCCACCACUGAAAACAGCCCAACUCCACGGAGGUUCAACGAGGGACGUUUCGCUCUCUUGACAAAUCAUCAUCUCGGCCAACUGCCACUUUUCUUCUGCCAUAACCACAGAUAUAACCACAAAUCAUCAUGAAUAUAUCAUCUAUACUAUCAGCCGAUACUGGACCUAGUGAAUCCAAGACAUCAAUACAUAACUUAAUUGAAGAUAUUUCUACUACUACUACCACAAAUACAAAUACAAGUGGACCAGAAACUACUGUGAAUGGAAAUAGUAAUACUGGUACAUUAUCUACUAUUAAUCAAUUACUGUUUGAACCAAGUAAUUUUGUAGAUGAAGCCAUUACACCAGUUAUUUCCAAUUCAAUCUUUAGUGAACAAAAUAUUAAUGAUCAUCAAAUAGAUGAUAAUUAUCAUAGGACAUUUCAAGCAAAUAUUAAUAGACUUAAUCAACUCGAUGAACAAGUCACAUUAUCUCAAGAUUUAAAGCUUCUAAAAUUCAAUGAACUUAAAUUAAAUAAACUUAUUGUUAAAUCAUCUGAAUUUUCAUUUAAUUAUUUAAAUCGAGUUAUUGCUGAAGAUAUAAGUACAAGAAAUAAUAAAAUUAGUGAUACAAAUAAGAAUAAAGAUUUAAUACCUUUAGAUUAUUCUAAACCUUUACAUCAUAAUACAACUCGAGGGAAAGAAUUUAAAUGGGGAUCAACUAGAGAAAUUAUUAAGAUUGAUGCUAAAAAACGGAAACGUACAGCUGCUGCUGUAGCAGCGGCUGCAAUUGCUUCAACUGCAACUCCAACGAAUUCUAAAUCUAUUAAAGGUGGUAAUUCAUUAAAUUUAACUCCUAGACCUAUUAAACCUAAGAGAAAGAUUGAAGAUAUUUCAGCUGAUACUUCAGAUACAACAUCAUCAGGAGGGAAACGUCAAAGAAGGAAACCUUCAUUAUAUGGAGAAGAAGAUUCACUGGAUUCUAAAAUUAAAUUAAAACUUAAAUUAAAAGCUGGAGAAGAUGAUAAAAAAUCAUCCAGUAAUAAUGGUAAAUCAACAAAUGCCACUACUACAAAAGAACUUAAAGUACUUGUUAAACAAUAUGAUAAUACUUAUGUAGCUAUUUGGAAAGAUUUAUCUAGAAAAGAUGGACCAAAAGUUAGUAGAUUAGUUCAACAAUCAACUCAAGCUCGAUUAAUUAAUCUUCGAAAGACAGCUAUAUUGGCAGCUAGAGAAGCCAAAAGAUGGCAAUUAAGAAAUAAUAAGAAUCAAAAGGAUUUAACAACUAAAGCAAGAAGAGCCAUGAGAGAAAUGUUUAAUUUCUGGAAACGAAAUGAAAGAAUUGAACGAGAAUUAAAGAAGAAAUAUGAAAAGGAAUUACUUGAUAAAGCUAAACGAGAAGAAGAAGAAAGAGAAGCUAAACGUCAAUCACGGAAAUUAAAUUUUCUUAUUACUCAAACAGAAUUAUAUUCUCAUUUUAUUGGUAAGAAGAUUAAAACUGAUGAAAUUGAAGGAUCAGAUUCUGAUCCAAAUAUUGCUCGAUUAAAAGCUGCUAAUUCAACUAAUAAUUCAUUUGAUAAAUAUACUGAUAUUAAUCAUAUUGAUCAUAAAGUUGAUGAUAUUAAUACAAUUGAUUUUGAUAAUGCUGAUGAAGAAGAUUUAACUCGAGCAGCUGCAGCAAAUGCUCAAAAUGCUUUAUUAGCAGCUCAAUCAAAGGCAAAACAAUUUGAUGAUGAUCCAUUAAAGAAUCCUGAUACAAAUGGAGAAGAAAUGAAUUUCCAAAAUCCAACCUUAUUAGGAGAUAUAACAAUUGCUCAACCAAAUUUAUUAAAAUGUACUUUAAAAGAAUAUCAAUUAAAGGGACUUAAUUGGUUAGCUAAUCUUUAUGAUCAAGGUAUUAAUGGGAUUUUAGCUGAUGAAAUGGGUUUAGGUAAAACUGUACAAUCAAUUUCUGUAUUAUCAUAUCUUGCAGAAACUCAUAAUAUUUGGGGACCAUUUUUAGUGGUAACUCCAGCAUCAACUUUACAUAAUUGGCAACAAGAAAUUAGUCGAUUUGUACCUGAUUUUAAAGUAUUACCUUAUUGGGGGAAUGCAAAAGAUCGGAAAAUAUUAAGAAAAUUUUGGGAUAGAAAAUCAUUUAGAUAUGGUAAAGAUGCUCCAUUUCAUGUCUUAGUUACAUCUUAUCAAUUAGUUGUUGUUGAUGCACCAUAUUUUCAAAAAAUGAAAUGGCAAUAUAUGAUAUUAGAUGAAGCACAAGCCAUUAAAUCAUCGCAAUCAUCCAGAUGGAAAUCUUUAUUAUCAUUUAGUUGUAGAAAUCGUUUAUUACUUACAGGAACUCCUAUACAAAAUUCUAUGCAAGAAUUAUGGGCUUUAUUACAUUUUAUUAUGCCAUCAUUAUUUGAUUCUCAUGAUGAAUUUAGUGAUUGGUUCUCUAAGGAUAUUGAAAGUCAUGCUCAAUCUAAUACAGGAUUAGAUGAACAACAAUUAAGACGAUUACAUAUGAUUUUAAAACCAUUUAUGCUUCGGAGAAUUAAAAAGAAUGUUCAAAGUGAAUUGGGUGAUAAAGUUGAAAUUGAUCUUUUCUGUGAUUUAACUAAUCGUCAAAAGAAAUAUUAUCAAAUGUUAAGAUCUCAAAUAUCUAUUGCUGAUUUAUUAGAUUCUGUUUCAACAGCUUCGGGAGAAGAUGCAACUUCAUUAAUUAAUUUAGUUAUGCAAUUCCGGAAAGUUUGUAAUCAUCCUGAUUUAUUUGAAAGAGCCGAUGUUAAAUCAGCAUUUUCAUUUGCAAAAUUCGCUGAAACUUCAUCAUUCUUACGAGAAUCAAAUGAUUUAGAGAUGAGUUAUUCAUCGGAAAAUUUAAUUCAUUAUAGAGUUCCCAAAUUAAUCUAUGAUGAAUUACUUAUGCCAAGUUUUACCAAUGAUUUAGAAACUAAACGAGUUAAUAUAUUGAAUAAAUUCAAUAUCUAUAAUCCAGAAAAUGUCAUUAGAAAUAAGUCUGAUUCCACAUUUUCUUGGUUAAGAUUUGUCGAUGUUUCUCCACAAGAAUUACAUACAAUUACUCAAACUAAUAUAAUUAAUCGAGCUAUGAAUCUUAAAUCAUAUACUGAUAAGAAUUAUAAUAAGAUUAAUCGAUUCCAAUACUUGUAUGAAGGAGAUUAUAUUCCUAUUAAUAAAUCCUUAUUAAUUAAUGAGUAUAAUAAUAAUCAAGCCGAAAUUAAUAAUUCUUAUCAUUUACGAGAAUUAUAUACGGUACAAACUAAAGUUUAUGAAGAUAUGUAUAUAAAUAUUAUGAAACCAGCAGCUGAACCAAUUGCUUGUGCUCCACCAAUAAGUAUCAUAUGUUCAAGUAAAUUAUUUACUAAUCGAUUAUAUGAUAAUUUAUUUGAUAAAUCUAUUCAACAGAAAUUAUUACCAUUAUCAUUAAAUAAUGAAUUACAAUUAUUAGAUGAUAAUAUACCACUUGAAGAAUUUCCUAAAUCGGAUUUAUUACCUCGUCCAAUAAAUAAUUUAAUUGAUUAUUCUAAUAUUAGAAUGCCAUCAAUGCUUAGAUUUAUUACUGAAUCAGGGAAAUUAGCUAAACUUGAUGAAUUAUUAGUGGAAUUAAAACAAAAUGAUCAUCGAGUACUUAUUUAUUUUCAAAUGACAAGAAUGAUGGAUCUUAUGGAAGAAUAUUUAACUUAUAGACAACAUAAAUAUAUUCGAUUAGAUGGAUCAUCUAAAUUAGAUGAUAGAAGAGAUUUAGUUCAUGAUUGGCAAACUAAACCAGAAAUCUUUAUAUUUUUAUUAAGUACUCGAGCUGGAGGAUUAGGAAUUAAUUUAACUGCGGCUGAUACAGUAAUCUUUUAUGAUUCAGAUUGGAAUCCAACCAUUGAUUCUCAAGCCAUGGAUAGAGCUCAUAGAUUAGGACAAACUAGACAAGUAACUGUUUAUAGAUUACUUACUAGAGGUACAAUUGAAGAAAGAAUGAGAGAUCGAGCUAAACAAAAGGAACAAGUUCAACAAGUUGUAAUGGAAGGUAAAGGUACAAUGAUGAUUAAUAAAAAAGAUGAAGCGGCCAAUAAAAAGAAGGAUGUAGCAUUUUUAUUAUUAGGAGAAGAAAAUGAAAAUGAUGAAAGUACAACUGAAAGUACUCCAGCACCAGAAGGUUUUAUAGCCCCUCUGAAAAAGAAGAAGAGAAAGUUAUCAGCUGAUGAUGCACUUAGUAGUAAGAAACUUGAAGAAUUAUAUCAUGAAGGUGAAGGGUCCUUUUCCGGCAAUGUAACUCCGGCGCCAUAGAUUCAUAAUUAAAGUAUAUUAAUGUAAUAAAUAGAAUAGUAGC
This is a messenger RNA of Scheffersomyces amazonensis, 4420 nucleotides long. Its product is annotated as chromatin-remodeling ATPase. Gene Ontology annotation, molecular function: DNA binding; ATP hydrolysis activity; histone binding. Gene Ontology annotation, biological process: DNA repair; DNA-templated transcription; chromatin remodeling. Lineage: Eukaryota; Fungi; Ascomycota; Pichiomycetes; Serinales; Debaryomycetaceae. Gene Ontology annotation, cellular component: nucleus; Ino80 complex. The coding region runs from base 256 to 4377 and encodes 1373 amino acids. The record is from RefSeq and is a predicted model, not a curated record. The transcript has a single exon.